This is a messenger RNA of Radiomyces spectabilis, 1683 nucleotides long. RefSeq lists its product as uncharacterized. NCBI's taxonomy places the organism in Eukaryota, Fungi, Mucoromycota, Mucoromycetes, Mucorales, Radiomycetaceae. Gene Ontology annotation, molecular function: 3',5'-cyclic-nucleotide phosphodiesterase activity. The coding region runs from base 109 to 1560 and encodes 483 amino acids. The transcript is spliced from 9 exons. The record is from RefSeq and is a predicted model, not a curated record. Gene Ontology annotation, biological process: signal transduction.
UCAUCUAUCGCGAAUCGGCCUGAUCCACGCUUAAUAUGGAUCCAAAAGAUUGCUCACCACGAGGAGAUUCCUGUCGUCGUCUGUUCCAUCAAUGAUACGCCUGCUUUUAUGCUUAGUUGCAUUCAAGCUGGUGCCACGGAUUAUUUACUCAAACCACUGCGCUUAGACGUUAUUAAACCGUUAUUUCUGAAAAUACAUCGUUAUCGACAUGAUAGCAAAACCCAUAAUUCCUCCUUGCCAUCUUCGCCGAUAUCUUGCCCUGACCAUUACAUCUCUAACUCUAUCCCACGUUCGGCAGCCAUGACCGCCACGCCUUCCAUGACCAACACAACCAGUAGCUCCACCAUCACCGGGAGUAUUACCACGUUAUGCGAUAAUGUCACACAUCGUAUCAAGGACAUCUUCCACAAAGAUAUACAGUUCACUCAGGCCGUCAUGGAUAUCUAUGUUCCUACACGCCUGCCAAAUCACCACAUGCGCUUAACAACUGAAAACACCGCACGGUUAAAAGCCAAGGUGUCGAGCUGGGACUUUUCGCCAUUUGAUUUCGAUCAUGAGGAACUGAUUCACAUUGUCUACAUUAUUUUCAACGAAAUCCUUUCCACCAAGGAAUUAUCACACAUCACAAUCACUGAAGGCCAGUUGUACGACUUUAUUAUCGAUCUCUCCAAUACGUACCGGGAUGAAAAUCCUUACCACAACUUUGCGCACGCUGUUGAUGUCCUACAAUGCAUUUACUACUUUAUUUCUCAGCUUGGUGUGCUCGACCAUCCAUCGAUGGAAACUGAUCCAAUCUUACCCCAUCAUCUCCUCAGACCCAAGGAUGUAUUUGCCCUCUUCAUUGCUGCCAUUGGUCACGAUGCCGCCCACCCAGGUGUCAAUAACAUGUUUCUUAUUAAUUCUGCCACACCAUUGGCAAUGCUCUACAACGACCGUUCUGUCCUAGAAAGCUUACACUCCAUGACCCUGUUUCACAUUAUGAAACGCCACCAUCUGGAUCAAAUCGUCGGCGGCGCUGGAUCAACCGAUUAUCAAGAAUUUCGCAAGACGGUGGUCACGAGUGUGUUGGCUACGGACAUGUCGCUGCAUAACGAUUAUGUCUGCAAAAUCAAAGAUCAAGCAGUCCGUCUACGUGAAGCCGAUCUCAAGACUAUGGAUGCAACAGCACGUGAAAAUGAACGUCUCUUGCUUUGCAGUGCACUUAUCAAGUGUGCCGAUAUCAGUAACGUGACACGACCUUUCCGUCGUGGUGCGAAAUGGGCUGAGUUGCUGGUGCAAGAGUUUCUGUCUCAGGGCGACCUUGAAAAAGAACUGGGAAUGCCCGUCUUGCCGAUGAACGAUCGAGACAAAGUGGUGUUGGAAGAAUCCCAGAUUGGGUUUAUUCGUUUUGUGGCCCUGGACUUGUUCCAAAGUAUCCGGGACGUGAUUCCUCCCAUCUCGUUUGCCGUCGAUUACAUGCAGGACAAUCUGAAACGUUGGGAGAAUUUGAAAAAUACCAAAACUCGAGACACGCUUUCCGUCAAGGAAGAUGUCAAUAUCGAAUUGCGCAUCGGUAAGUGAGAAGAUUGGGUUAUCAUGGAGGAGCACUGGUUCUCGUUGUGCGAUGAAAACAACCCCCCCCCCAAAAAAAAAUAGACAGUAGGUUCUAAUAGCGUCUAUCUUUAGGCCGGAAACGAAGCCGUA